GCUUGUGACGUCUCAUGUUGAUGUGUUAUCAAAACAAAGCGUCGGAGGUUCAGAACAGAGUUCAGGCAUACGGAUAUUAGGCAGUUUGUUUUGUACUGUUGAGGUGUUCGGUUGGUGUGUGUGUGUGUUUUACAAUGGCAUCCACUCCAAAGUCAGUUAAUGAAGAUGUUCUUGGAGAGUCGUGGGUGGAGCUGAACGCGCAGGCUACCUGCAGUCAUACCCCGGACAGGAUCACACCUCUGCCUUUCUCUUCUGGCGAGGAGUACCUGAGGCUGCUGAGGGAGGCUCAGCGCGAGAGCAACCAGUCGUCUGCACGAGUGUCCGUGGCUUCCUCUCGCAGGGACACUCCCAGGGACAGCCCCAAAUCGCCGCCCAACAGCCCCAACACCGAGCUGUCCACUGACGAUGACCUGAAGGGAGUCUACAUCAACUACUGCUACAAGGAUGGGGACUUUAUGAAUGUUGAUCGCAGCACAGACUGGAUUUGGGAUUGGAGCAGUCGACCAGACCAGGCACCACCAAAGGACUGGAAAUUCAAGCAUCCUAGGAGGAAAACAUACAGUAUUCGCCACGCCAAGGUGGGGAAGAACAGCCUGUUUUCCAAGGAAGUGCUGUACACACUGUUCCUCACAAAUUUCAUUUCACUUCUCCUUGGAACUGGAGUUGGGGUUUGGUUGAGUCGGAGAGGAAUGUACCUGCCGCGUAUUAACUUCGAAUGACUCGUCAGUUAAACGGCCAGCAAGCUAAAACUGGGGGUGGCAUCUGUGAUUGGCUAAUUCAGGACCGAAUACCAUCACAUGACAGAAGACUGAUUGAGGGCUUUUGUGAGGAUUGAAACAAGAUAGGAAAGCCUCAUCCUUAGUGGAGGCUUAUGGUGAAAAACACUCUUCUUAUAUGUUUCGUAUGUAUUUACUGACUCGUACUGCUAGAGCCUGAAAAAAAAAGAGUUUUUUUUCCUACAUAUUCUUAUACACUCACAAUUGCAGUGAAAUUGAUUAUAUUUGUACCCAAAGUAUGAAAUCACAGCAUUGGUACUCACAGAACUUAACAAUUAACACAAAUUUCUUAAAUCUAACACACAAAAAAAUCAAUAAAUUUUCUUCUGGAUUUUCUCAUUUUGCUUUAUCCUCUGUGAAUCGUGUCUCGCAGUUGUCAAGACGUAACGUUUGUACGCGUGGGAGAAGAUGACGCAGAGCCCCCAUCAUCGGGGCAGCGGUGAAAAACGACAUCCACGUCCUGGAUGGAAUUUUAACGCUCGGACCAAAUAUCUGUUUGCUACUUUAUACAAAAUCAAUUGGAUUGACUUUGGCAAUGAAUUUUGCUGGAAAUACCUUUCGUUACUUUUUAUGAAUCGCUCUUCGUGAUAUACAGACAGGUAAAUGGCGCCUCUGUGUGAAAAGGUAAAAAAAUUGUUGACCCUCUUAAUGAACACGGAUCAGCUACUUGUCCCUCGUAAAAGUUUGUGGAAACGCCUCCGGUUAUAGUUGAUCUUCGGGGCCUCUGCCUGCCUAGAAUGGUGACGUCCAUUUAUGAGCGAGAAACGAUGUUGGGAUGAUGAUGAUGUGAAUGAUUGCCAGCAGCUACUUGUAUUUUACUGGUAGGCACCUUAGUUAAAAUUACGUGACACCCCAGUGCAUAUUCUUGCUACUAAAUUUAAUUGAAAUCUGUCGAGUAGUGCUGGGGAUGAAACAAGCAGAGUGAUUGACGUGUCUUUCCAAUUAUUCAGUUAUUUGAUAUUCUCUGUGUAGAAAACUCUUAGAAAUGACUUGGCAUAGAAAAAUUAUUGAUUUUUUUUUUUACAAACUUUGUACUAUUGUACAUUAAAUAUGGUAGCAUACAGUAUAAAUUAAAGUUUUAUGCUGCAGUAGGUGCUAAAAGGGGUAAACGUAACAUCUGUAAGUUGUUUCUGUCUCGUGUCAAUGAGUCUGCCAAAAAAAAAAACUGUCGAAGUUGGGAGUUAUCCUGGUGUAAGUAAAUAUAAUUAUACUUUUAAGGGCUUA
Molecule: messenger RNA, 2000 nt
Organism: Zootermopsis nevadensis
Lineage: Eukaryota; Metazoa; Arthropoda; Insecta; Blattodea; Termopsidae
Gene: BNIP3
Product: BCL2 interacting protein 3
Biological process (GO): mitochondrial outer membrane permeabilization; positive regulation of apoptotic process
Cellular component (GO): mitochondrial outer membrane; nucleus; mitochondrial envelope
Source: RefSeq, a predicted model, not a curated record